GUGAUUUUUGGGGGCUGUCGCGAGUGCUGUGGGAGGUUUUGUGAAUCGCCAUGCUGCAACAAAUUUUGCAUGAUAUGUACAUUGACCCUGAGCUCCUGGCAGAACUGAAUGAAGAGCAGAAGCACAUCCUGUUCUACAAAAUGAGGGAAGAGCAGCUGAGGCGUUGGAGGGAAAGGGAGGAAAAAGAACAAAGAGAGGAAGCUGCGCUGAAAAGGACAGCGAGAUUCAAGCAAAGUAAUGACAGACGUGUGCAGUGGCUGCAUGGGAGUGAUGGUGAGAUCUGGGUCUGGAUUAUGGGAGACUCCCCAGGUGACAAGCCAUAUGAACAGAUUUCUGAGGAACUAAUGGCAGAACAAGCCAGGCAACAAGCACAGAAGGAGGCAGAAGAACUAUGGACGCAAAAAGAGGCUGAAAUUACAAAGAAAUUCCGGGAUGCUAUGGCUAAGGAGAAAGCCAAAAUAGUGGCAGAAAAAUGGAAAAUAGAAACAGAAGAUCGCAAAGCAGCCAAACUGAUGGAGGAAAAAAUUCAGGAGGAAUUAAAGAAAAGAGAGGAAGAAGAGAGGCAGAGAGGUGAAGAACAGAUACGAAAGCAGGAGGAACUUAGAGCAAAAGAGUUGUACUUGAGCCUCAAGCAAGCUCAACAGCACAGCCAACACAAUGAACAUGAGGACCAGGAGUGGAAAGAACAGUUGCGCCGCUCAAAGGCUGCAGAUGAGGAAAGGAGCCACAAAGCACGCAGGGCCCGGGAUGAAUAUCGACGGCAAUCCUUACGAGCCAUCCAGAAAGGAAAAGUGGCUGGCUUGAGUAACCUGUUCAAGGGGACCAGCCUGAAUAAUGAGCCAGAGAUAAAGCUGAACAGCAACAGUCCUAGCCCAGUAAUGACGCUCACUACACCAGCCAGGAAAGCUUGGGAGCGUCCUUCUAGACCCAUUUCCAGAGAAAUCCUCAUUCGCUGGUUCAAGGAAGAGCAGCUUCCACGACGUGCUGGGUUUGAGAGGAACACCCAUGCUGUAGCGCCCUGGUUUCAUGGUAUUAUUAGCCGCCAGGAGGCAGAAGAGCUGCUAAUGAACAAGUCUGAAGGAGCAUUCCUGGUGCGGGUCAGUGAGAAAAUCUGGGGCUAUGCCUUGUCUUAUCGCCAACAGAGCGGGUUCAAACACUUUUUGGUGGAUGCUUCGGGGGAUUUCUACAGCUUCUUGGGCGUGGAUCCCAACCGGCAUGCGACACUCACGGAUCUUAUUGAUUUUCACAAGGAAGAAAUUAUCACAUCCUCAGGUGGGGAGUUACUACUGGAACCAUGUGGACAGAGGAAGAAUCCACCUGACUACAGUUCCUUAUUUGAAUGACUGUUUUCUGUCUUUAGGACUAGAAUGAAAACCCUACUACUAGGGUAGUUAAAAUAGUAUGUUAAUUAUCAAAUUUUCAGUUACUAGCUGUUUGGCCAACAAACUACCACCAUUAACAGGUCCUAGAAGCAACCAUUUGAUAUCUGAUUUGUGGUAAUUAUUUAUAUCACCAAGAGUUUAAAGAUGGGAGAAUACUGACUGACUACAAGUGAAAACAAUUCUCAGUAGUCUUUCUAAGAGAUGUAGUCAACUGGCAUUGGCACUCAAGGUCAUUUUAAUUUUUCAACUAAUGUCCAGGGUUGAAAAUGCUAACUGACAUGACUUUAAGGAGGAAGGUGAACUACUGUAUACAUUCAUAAGAUGUUGUAUGAAAUACUAAUAUGUUGAAUUAGGUUCUUUCCUCUGACAUCAGGUUUGCUAGUUUCCAAUGACAAGCUCAUCAGUCAAUCUUGCAGUUUUGCAAAUGGACUUUAAAAACCUAUGUAAUUUGUGAUAUAUUAUUGUUUACUUUCAAAUUCAGGCCUAUAAAGUGAAAUUUCCCUCAGAGCAGACAGUCCCAACAAGAUCCUGUGCACUAUUAAAGACUUUAUGGGUCCAGCAGCAUUGGAAAGACUUUCACCUGUUCUGUAGAAGAUGGUCAAUUAUUCUGCACCAUGUAGCUAAUCACUGUUUCCAACAGGAAACAAACAAACAAAAAACCUACAAGAUUUACAACUCACAAAUCACUUUAUGUUGGGAAUGUAAUUUUGAAACUUGAAGUAAUGAAUUAAUUAAGGAUGGGGAAAUCACUCUGGAUAAAAUAUGAAGUGACCUGAAUCCUCACCCAAAACUCUAGCCAAUCCCUGACAUUUCUCUACUUUCAGUGAUGCCCAAGCCGCAUCUUGCAGUUUCCUGGCAUUACUUUUUAAUAGUUCCAGACAUUCCCUUAUCAGUUCUGCUUGCAAGGGAGUUAGACAGAUCCAUGUAUAAGGCAUGACGUAUUUAUUAGAUAUCAUGCCUGUUCACCUUUACAUAUGAGGCAGAGAGUUCUUAAAGCAUUUGUUACAGCCACAUACUAAAUAUCAGAACAUAUCUAAAGAAACAGGUAUACCGAAGUGAGUAACAUAGGCUAGCUACUUAGACUUACUUGAUUGAUGAGUUGGAGAUCAUUCCAUUAGACAAGUUAUGAAGUAUUUAGAAGAUUUUUAAAGAACUCUCACUAGCCUUCUGGUUUGCUCCCAGGCCCCUUUGCAAGGAGCUGUCAGUUGGACUCAGCUGGGGUAUACAGUUGUUUCCCCUUUCAGUUCCUCAGAUCCUAUUCCUCCCUUCCCCAGGAGGCCAUAAUUUCAGAAUUGUCUGGCCAUGCUGAAGGUUUGUUUACAAUAUACAGCAUAAUGUAUUUGAUCUGAGUCAUUCUCAGUGGAGGGAUGUAACUGAAAUGACCAUGUGACUCCAUAAGUGGGUAGUUUCUCCAUCUUUUCAGAUACUUAAGACCCAUUUUGAAUAAUGAGAGACUUUGCCCACAGCUACAUCUCACAUCUCAUUUCCUCUGCCUGCUCCUUAAAAAUCUUCCCAGUACUCUCUUAACUCCAACCUUUGUGCUUCUCUCUCACUUUCAGCUUUGUGCCUUACUUUAUGAUAUUCUCAUGCUUGGAACAGCCUCACAAUUCAUAUGUGCCACUCUCCCACAUCCCCUUAAAACCUUUUUCUUAUUGUUGAAUCCCUUCCUCCUCAGAGGGUGACUCCAUUUGCUUGUGCCCUUGAACAGGUGUAUUGUAUCUGUCAGAAUUAGACUGUAAACUGAUCUUCAGGGGAA
Molecule: messenger RNA, 3138 nt
Organism: Trachemys scripta elegans
Lineage: Eukaryota; Metazoa; Chordata; Testudines; Emydidae
Gene: SH2D4B
Product: SH2 domain containing 4B
Exons: 8
Coding region: 51-1343 (430 amino acids)
Cellular component (GO): cytoplasm
Source: RefSeq, a predicted model, not a curated record